AUGGCGCCUUCGCUUCGUGCGAUUCGUGCGACGUUCGUAUGCGUUUCGCUGAACCUGACCCUGUGCAAUGUCUUCACCGGACGCUACUAUACCGCACCGAAUCUCGCCCCUCCCGCAACUCGCAAUCGGGAGGUUGAAUCGGCGGAGGCGGCAGCGGGGUUCGUGCUGCCGAGCUCGGCGCGCAGCUGCGACGAAGAUGAGAGGAUCAAUGGAGCCAAGGGUUUGCUUCCUUCUCUGGAAGAACUCACAUGGAAUCCCUCUUUAUGUGACUGGGAGCUGCAUUUGAUUGCGUCUCAAGAGCAGAAGGCAGAGGCGGAGAGUCAGCUGAGGCAGAAGGGAGCGAAGCAAGGGCCAGGCAGUGGGGCUCAGGGCACGAGAGCGGAUCCCGCACACCACUUGGUGCUUGGAAGAGCAUUCAAUGCGUUAAGGCAGGGAAGUUAUUCGGAAGCUGCUCUUGAAUUCAGUAAGCUGGACAAAGUGGACCACCCCGAGGUGCAACAGCACGUGCUGUUGGGCCGAGGCAUCGCGAACACAUUCCUGGGCCAUCAGGAUAAGGCACACAAGGACCUCACCAAGGGCACAGAGCGCUACCCGCAUGUGGCGGACUUCUGGAGGCGCCGGGCGCACCUGCUUUCGUCCAUGGGGAGGCAGGCAGACGCCCUCAGCGACUACUCUCGUGCUCUAGAGCUCGAGCCAAACCACCCUGAGACGAUUCAGGAAAGAGGAGUGCUGGCCUUCCAGGCGGGUGACUUCUGGACGGCCAUCAGCGACCUUACUGCCGCACUCAAGCGCCAGCCCAAGGACCCCAUGCUCAUCCGUGCCGUUGCCCUGAGUUACGGGGGAGCAGGGCAGUGGAGGGACGCGGUUGAAGUGAUGGAGGAGGCAGUGAGGCGGCACCCAAGAAUGGCGCUGCUGUGGAGUGACAAGGGCCGCGCGCACAAGGAGUUGGGACAGGCGGACCUUGCAGUGGCUGCAUUGCACAAGGCUCUAGCGCUGGAAGAGUCACCAGAGGCAUAUCUGCGCCUGGGCCUUCAGUUGCAAAGCAUUGGGGACCACAGAGAUGCCAUCAAGUACGCCCACAAGGGGCUGAAGCUCAGGCCAAUGGACAUUGAGCUCAACUACCUAGAAGCUUCCUCGCUGCACGCAGUCGGGGACUACAAUGCUGCAAUAAAGCAAUACAGUGUGAUUUUAACGCUGCCUGCUCAAGCAGCUAGCGAGUAUGCGCAGGUCCAGCAGUCCAUGGCUUUUUAUCAGAGGGACAUUGCCACGUACACGUGGUCCAAGCUAGCCCGCCCAUUCAUCGACUUCCAGAUCGACCAAGAUCUCGAUACCAACUUCAAGGAGGCUUGGAUCCGCCGGCUACCACCAACAGUGCUGCCCCGCACAUACCGCCCCCUAGACCUCCCCCCAGGCGCCAGGAGCAAAGGCAAAUCCCCUGGCCUGCCUGAGCUGUCAGAGGGGGCUCUUGAGAUUAUCGCCAAGGCUGAUAAGAUUGGGAGCAGGACGCAGUACUUUCUGGAUGGCUUCAUGCCCAACAAGCGGCAGAUAGGCGAGCCCACUGACCUUGUGGCUUGGAUUGACCUGCUGGAGAACGAGAUCGAGAGGGGGUAUGGCGGCCUGACCGCCCUCCAGGUCGGCCAGAUGCAGAACGUCAAGUACUACCCUCUCACGGACAGAACGUUGGAGGUGGUGAAGCAGCGGCUGCUGGAAGCAGAAGAAGCUUUCAACGCAACGGGCAUGACCAUGAGCUCUAAGAGCGUGCACGGGCUCAUGGGUGCAGCACUAGGAGGCAAGUUCAGCAUUCCAAAGGCCAAGUACGGUGAACAGAUCAAGCGGGCCAAGACUCUGCAGGAGCUCCAUGCAGUUGUGGGCUGUGACUUCUUCAUCAACUCGCAGUGCUUCAGCGAAGCCAUCCCAGGCAAAGCUAUUCUGGGGACGGAGUUUUCCAUUGUCGCAUCAGCGCGGUCGUUUGACUUUGCCAUUCGGACUUCUGUGGACCGGCCACGUUGGAAGCACCUUGACUUGGAGCUCACAGCAGCAUGGGAGGCGCUGUGUGCGGCAGUGCUGGACGCACACACAGAGGCAGCGGACCCGCAUCGCUACCGCCAGAGGAUUCAAGACGCCAUCCUCCGCCUGGGGUACUUCUGGUAUCAGUUCAUGCCUCUCACUAGAGGAUCUGCCAUGGUGGGACUUAUCUCCAUUCUGGGUCUGUCCCUGGCUGCUGACAUGGAAACCACUGCUUUCAUCCCCAAGGGAGUACAGGUUGAUUGGGAAGCGCUGCUUUCUCCUAUGUUUGCCAAGUUCAAUGAUUCAGUGGCACCGUGGCUAUAUGAGGGUGUGAAGCCUGGACCUUGGGAUUUGCCCCUAGUGCGUGAUGCACUUCCCACCACCCACCAUGUUGUCAGUGCUCUCAGCAAUUACUAUUGA
This is a messenger RNA of Closterium sp. Yama58-4, 2427 nucleotides long. The record is from the annotation of a GenBank genome assembly. NCBI's taxonomy places the organism in Eukaryota, Viridiplantae, Streptophyta, Zygnematophyceae, Desmidiales, Closteriaceae.